Molecule: messenger RNA, 2475 nt
Organism: Symbiodinium sp. CCMP2592
Lineage: Eukaryota; Dinophyceae; Suessiales; Symbiodiniaceae
Source: the annotation of a GenBank genome assembly
AUGGUCGGCGCCCACGCGGAUGAUCACUGGGAUGCAAGCGCCGGCGGGACUUCUGAUGCGGUGCUUGAAACGAUUGAUGACGCCGCCGUUUGGAUCCGUCAGCGGCUCAAGUCCGGCGGCGGCAGCCCCAGAGUGCUCCCAGUUCUUUGUAUCGAUACCGACGGCGCGAUCUGCACUUGGACCAAACCAGAAGAGAGCAGCGCGGAGAUGAUCUCUGCAGCAAUUGAUCAGAUGGAGAUGGGGAGCGACGACGAGCUUGAAGGUGGAUACCAAUCAUCGAUCGGCGAGCGUUUUCCCAAUCUCCCACUUGAGGUCAACUACGAAUCGCUCAGCGAUGAGAAGACUUCUGAUGGAUCACGCAAAGCCGUGGUCGCGACUCCUGAUGUUCCCGCUCGAUUGCUGAUCGACCAGCUUGACUCGAUGGGAACACGCAUUGGCCGCGUCGAGAAUAUCUGGUCGCUCAUCGCUCGAUGCUGGGAUCCUGGAUCGCCGCACAGAUCGUCUGUUCGAGAUUCACAGCGCGUUAUCUCCGAGGAAACACCGGUCGCCGCGAGUGUCGUAGUCGAUCCGAAUCGAGCACGCUUGCUCUGGACUUGGUCCAAGGACGGCGAGCUGCUCGCGGCGGGAUCCAUGCGGAUCGGUCACAACGCGGAUGGACUGACUCUUCAACAGUCCGAUCUCUCAAGACUCUGUGCCGACUGGAUCGGUUGGGCAUCACAGAUCGGCGUCGCGCCGCUUCGAGUGGUCGUUGUCCUACCUGACGAGCAAGACGGAUUGGAUCGAUCAGAGAUCUCCGGCGCGUUCUCGAAGCAUUGGCCCGGCGCAACGAUGGAUCUGGUCCACGAAGCGGACCCCAUCCUCACGACUUUGCGUACUUCAUUGGAUCUCGAUGACCACAGCGAGAGCAGUGUUGGGACUGUGCUCACCAAUCGUCCUGGACGCUCGCACCGCUCGAUGUACCGUUGGGCGGCUGCGGCUCUGCUCGUCGCGAGUGUCGCGAUCGGAUGGACCGGAUGGACGAUGUACAGCCGAGGAUCGGAAACACAGGAUCGCGCCAAAUCGGUCCGCUCGACGAUGGUUGAGCAGAUUAUGACACUGCAACCUCCGAUCAGCAAUAUUGCUUUGCCCGACCCCGAACUUCAAUACAGACUUAACAGAUUGGUUGCCAAAGCCGGACCAGUGCAGAUCGCGCCGACCAAACCUGUUCUUGAAGAGCUGGAAACCAUCUCCUUUGUCCUCGGCAUGUCCGGCAUCGAGAUCGACAACCUCCAGAUUUCGCAAACACUCGUCAAGGUUAAGAUCCGCACAGAGAACCUGUCGCUCGCGGAACAGAUCAAUGAAGCGCUCCGCUCAAUCGAUGGCUCGCACAUCCAGCGUCUGGAACACAGGGAGUUCAUCAUGAGCACGCUCACGAGUGAAUCCCGACUCAGCGCUGAUGAUCGCUUCGAGCUCGCUUCACGCGCCGAGAUGCAUGAGCGCCAGACGCGUCCGACGCAUUAUGUGGUGUUUGGACUGCUGAUCUUCUUCGCGUCGCUGAUCUUCCUUAUGUACUCAUGGAACCACAACAGCUCCUCGGAAAAAAGACUUCGCAAUAGCCAGGUCGCGGCGAUCAAUGUUGAUCGGAUGAUCACACAGAUCAACGAGCUUGAGCAGGCGCAAGCCGAGAGUCCGAUCGAUGAACGGCUCGCACCGAUCCCCGAUAUUCUCACACGAUUCUCUCGAAUCGGAGACCAGCUUGGUCUCACGAUCGAUCUCCCACGCAACACGCCUCCGAGAACAGAAGGCGGCGCUCGACUGCAUAGUUACCAAUACAGCGUGCGUGAUUCAUCACUGGAGAAGAUCCUCCAGUGGAUCCAGCGCUCGCAAGACCAGAUCCCUGGACUCGAAGUCCGCGAGAUCACCAUCAAUCUCAACGCGAAGGUCUGGCUUGUCAAAGUCACCCUGACGCGAUAUGAACGUGAUCCGGUCGAAGCGUACAAGCAACGCUCACGCGCCGAAGCGAUGGAACUCUUCCGUCAAGCAUCCGAGCUCCACGAAGCGGGUAAGUUCGAACAAGCGCUCAAAAAGUACCACGAGUCGAUUGAGAAGGAUAACACCAUCUUCGCGGCGUGGAACAACAUGGGCCAGUUGCUCAUGGCACAGAAAAACUACGCAGACGCUGUCGCGGCGUACAAGAUCGCUUCAGACCUCCAACUCAACGAUCCGCGUCCCGACUACAACAUCGGACUCGCGUACCAGAAGAUCGGAUGGGGAGACGAGUCCUACACCCACUUCCAGCGUUCGCUCGAUCGCGACCCCAAUUACCUCCCAUCACUCCGCGGAAUCGUCCGCACGGCAGAGAUGAUCGGGAUCGGCGAUCAGAGUGUGCUCAACCACAUCCGCAACGGACAGCUUCGCGAAAGCGACGCACAAUGGCGCGAGUACUUCGAUCGUCAGCGCUUCCGCGUCGAGAAGGUCAUCGACGAGAGCACCUGA